GCGAAGAGGCUCGGCGGCCCCGCCGCGCCGCCCUCCAUGACCGCGGCGAGCCCCCCUCAGCGCCGCCGCUGGGCCGCCGCUGCCGCCAUCUUGGGCGGGGCAGAGAGCGCGCCGCCGCGCGAGCCAUAUUGGCGAGGGGGAGGGACGGACGGCGCCGUCGGCCAUAUUGGGGAGGUCACGGCCAGGGACGCCUCUGCCCCACAGCCUACAGGAUGGGUUAGGAGCAGAGAAGAGGUCGCGGCGACCGGGCCCCAGUGUUGCUUUCACCGAAGGAGAACAAAAACAAGACGUAGUGUCCUGCGGCAGCUAUGUCAAGGAGGUCACACGCUCAGCUAUAGUCGGCUGCCAUAUUGGGGAGGGAAGCACUCGAUCCGAAGUGCGGCUCUCCUGAGAAGGUCACCGGGCCUGUCGCUGCGGCACGGAACACGUUUCCGUUUCCGGGGCGGGAAGCGGCGUUUCCGGCGUGUGACCCUUGUGAGUCCUUCUGCUUGGCCGCAGCGGAGACGCGGGGAGAUGGGGUUGCGCGAUAACGUUGUUCACGCUGGAGAACCGGAGGAGGAGGAGGAGGAGGAAGAGGAGCUGGUGGAUCCUUUAACCACAGUUAGGGAGCACUGUGAGCAGACUGAGAAAUGUGUGAAGGCGCGAGAACGUCUGGAGUUGUGUGAUGCACGAGUGUCCUCUAGGUCCCAAACAGAAGAGCAGUGUACAGAGGAGCUGUUCGACUUCCUGCACGCCAGGGACCACUGUGUUGCUCACAAACUCUUUAAUCAACUGAAGUGAAUACCAGAGUCAUUGUCCAUCUGCUUCCACGAUCCAACAGAAAAUCCUUGCAGGUUAUUCUUGGAUUCUCAGUACUGCUUGCUGCCCAUCUAUUGUGAAUGUGAAAUAUAAACAAAACAGCUUUCUGGCAGCCUGGCAGUGAUUGAGUGUCAGCAUGUCACUGUGUCUGUUUUCAUGGAAGAUGUGCAGCUACACAAAACUCAUGUUAAUGUUCUGUAAAUUUCCAUAUUAAACAUUAACAGUUCCUGUGGAAA
This is a messenger RNA of Dromaius novaehollandiae (emu), 1034 nucleotides long. RefSeq names its product cytochrome b-c1 complex subunit 6, mitochondrial. The record is from RefSeq and is a predicted model, not a curated record. The coding region runs from base 37 to 780 and encodes 247 amino acids. Gene Ontology annotation, biological process: mitochondrial electron transport, ubiquinol to cytochrome c. Lineage: Eukaryota; Metazoa; Chordata; Aves; Casuariiformes; Dromaiidae. The transcript is spliced from 4 exons.